Messenger RNA from Bactrocera neohumeralis, 4832 nucleotides. It is a transcript of the gene l(2)gl, whose product is annotated as lethal(2) giant larvae protein. Gene Ontology annotation, cellular component: plasma membrane; cortical actin cytoskeleton; cytoplasm. Gene Ontology annotation, biological process: regulation of protein secretion; establishment of spindle orientation; regulation of Notch signaling pathway. Gene Ontology annotation, molecular function: GTPase activator activity; myosin II binding; syntaxin binding. Bases 199 to 3729 code for a protein of 1176 amino acids. Lineage: Eukaryota; Metazoa; Arthropoda; Insecta; Diptera; Tephritidae. The transcript is spliced from 11 exons. The record is from RefSeq and is a predicted model, not a curated record.
AGAAAAAAAUGCCGAAUGCGUUGGGUGUUGUACGUGGUGUAGUAGUGUCGCUCUUCGUAAAUAAAUACAAAUAACAUUGCAAAUGAAUAUUGUUUAAUUGGAGAAUAAUUUUGCAACUUUUAAAAUUGAUUCCGUUGUUUAAAGACAAUCAUUUCAAAGUCAUAACAUCAUACAUAUCAUCAUUCUAUUAGAAACAAGAUGUUAAAAUUUAUACGUGGAAAAGGCCAGCAGCCUUCAGCAGAAAGACAACGAUUGCAGAAAGAACUUUUCUCCUACAGGAAGACUGCACAACAUGGAUUUCCGCAUAAACCAUCCGCGGUGGCCUAUGACCCGAUAUCUAAACUAAUGGCCAUCGGAACCCAAACGGGUGCUCUCAAAGUAUUUGGUCAACCCGGUGUAGAAUUUUAUGGACAACACACGCUUAUCAGCAACUCAGCCGCAGAACUCAAUGUACAGCUUUUGGAGUGGGUCUACGGCACAGGACGUGUGUUGUCGUUGACAGCUUCAAACCAUUUGAUUUUGUGGGAACCGGUCGGUGCAACAUUGGUUGCCAUCAAGACAUUGCCUUUUGACGGUAAAUUGAAGAAAGUCUCAUCGCUUUGCUGUUCGUUGAACAAAGACAUUGUUUGGAUUGGUACCGAGGGUGGCAAUAUCUAUCAAUUCGAUCUAAAUUCGUUCUCAAUACGUGAACCAGUUAUCUAUCACGAUAUUGUGCUGGAACAAGUGCCUCCAACAUACAAGUUAAAUCCAGGUGCUAUUGAAUCUAUACGCCAACUGCCAAAUGCGCAUAACAAAUUGCUUAUUGCGUAUAAUCGUGGACUUUGUGUAUUAUGGGAUCUAGAAACUUCCGCAGUAGUGCGGGCAUACAUUGCACCCGGUCAUGGACAGAGUGUGGGUCUGUUUGUGAAUGCAACUGGAACUCAGUUUACCUGGUACCAUGCUGAUGGUUCAUACGCAUCUUGGAGCUUAACUAACGCCGAAGCACCGAAGAACGUCAAUUACGUUCCCUAUGGACCGGAUCCAUGUAAAAGCAUAAAUCGUCUGUAUAAGGGCAAGCGUGGAUCGGCUGAAGUUGUUAUAUUCUCUGGUGGCAUGCCUCGUUCAGCAUAUGGAGAUCAUAACUGUGUGUCUGUACAUGCAACUGACGGCAAUAAAGUGUGCUUGGACUUCACAUCAAAAGUUAUAGAUUUUUUUGUGACAUUCCAAAAUAAUACCGACAAUGUCGAAGUUCUGGUCGUACUACUAGAAGAAGAGUUUUGUGCUUAUGAUUUAACAGAUAGUAAAGUUCCUGUUCUAAAAGCACCAUAUUUACAUUCGGUCCACGCUUCCGCUGUUACGUGCAAUUACCUGGCAUCUCAGGUUACUCAGGAGGUCUAUAAUAAAAUCGUGCAUGCAGGAGAAGAACAAGAUGCCAAUUGCAGCCACUUAGAAUGGCCAAUUAAUGGCGGUAUCUUGGAAGAAGAUGUGCCGGACGAUGUGGACAAUGAAGAUGCACGUCUAUAUGAAAUACUAUUGACUGGGCAUGAAGACGGUUCUGUGAAAUUUUGGGAUUGUACAGGUGUUGUCCUAAAACCACUUUACAAUUUUAAAACCGCACCAUUGUUUGGGCAUGAGAAUCAGGAUGAUAUACCUGCGGAAACAUCUGAGCCCUUGGAUGAGUCAGAGCCACCAUUCCGAAAGUCCGGCCUUUUCGACCCUUACUCCGACGAUCCCCGUUUGGCUGUUAAAAAAAUAGCUUUGUGUCCCAAAACUGGGCGUCUUAUUGUUGGUGGAACUGCUGGUCAAAUCGUGAUUGCAAACUUUGACAACGGCGAAUCUGAAAGCGCCACGCUUAAAGCUAGUUCUAUGAAUUUGGUAAGCGAUCGUGAUGGAUUUGUCUGGAAGGGACAUGAUCAACUGACGGUACGACCGAAUCUGCUUGAGCCUGAUGCUGAACCUGUUGGUGAUGCUGGUGUCGAAAUAACGGGCGUGCUACAAGUUCUUCCUCCGGCCAGUAUAACCUGCUUGGCUCUGGAAGCAAAUUGGGGUUUAGUGGCUGGGGGCACCGCUCAUGGUUUAGUUUUAUUUGACUAUAACACGUUUCUGCCGGUUUUCCACCGUUGCACUCUCAAUCCAAAUGAUUUAACAGGUGCAGGUGAGCAAUUGUCCCGACGUAAGUCAUUUAAAAAGUCGUUACGUGAAUCUUUCCGUAAAUUGCGUAAGGGCCGUUCUACGCGAAACAAUCCAUCACAAGUGCCUACAACUUUGGAAGCACGCCCGAUUGAACGACAAGUAGAAGCGCGUUCCACCGACGAUGGCAUGGGCUCUAUGGUUCGAUGCUUACAAUUCGCUAAAACUUUUAUAACUAAUGUAAAUAUAACUUCGCCCACAUUGUGGUCGGCCACAAACUCGAGCACAGUAUCAGUUUUCCUGUUACAUUUGCCACCUGCUCUAACUGCUGCCACCAAUAUACCACCAGUUACCGGUAACCCAGCGGCAACAACAGCAGCUACACAGCCAAGACGCGUGUCAGCGCAAUUGGCGAAAGAAAUCCAACUUAAGCAUCGUGCACCUGUCGUUGGUAUUGCCAUAUUCGACCAGCAUGGCUAUCCAGUUGAUCAGCAUAGCAACAGUAGUGCCGUUUCACCACCACAUCGUUUAUUAAUCGCAUCUGAAGAGCAAUUUAAAGUGUUCUCACUGCCACAAUUGAAACCAAUCAAUAAGUAUAAGCUAACCGCGAAUGAGGGUGCACGUGUACGACGUAUACAUUUUGCAUCAUUUUCCUGCCGCUUGCCAGCUGAUUUAUUGGCACAAGGUGUUGGUGGUAGCCCGUCCAAAUCAAUGUCAAUGCGAUCACAAGAGAAUACACAAGAUUUAGCCAACACCAGCGCCAACACUACCGGAGGUAGUGCCAACGAUGCACGUUUAUAUCACGAAAUGGCGCUGCUCUGUCUAACGAAUAUGGGUGAUAUAAUGGUACUUUCGGUACCGGAGCUGAAGCGACAACUAAAUGCUGCGGCUGUCCGACGCGAGGAUAUUAAUGGCAUUUCAUCGCUUUGUUUUACAAAUGGCGGAGAGGCAUUAUACAUGCUUUCCUCCUCGGAACUGCAACGCAUAUCUCUAUCAACUACGAAAGCCGUUACCCCAAAAGGCGGUAUUGAAGUGGAAGAGUUGGUUGCCGAUGAGCACGCAGCUGCAGCUGGCGAUGCGAAUAGCAUAAAUGAAGAGAACCAAGAAAACAUUGACGUAGCGAGUUUGUCUUCAGCAAGAAAUUCACAAGAUCCGGGUGCGAAAGAUCGCACAAAACCGCUUGAACUCGACAUCGAUCUGCAGAAGGGAGGCAUUACUCUAACCAAUGGUGUUAAUACGCACUCGGACAGUAAUUCUCCGAAUCGUGCCAACGAGACAAUCACUAGUUCAAUGGGCGAUAUAACGGUUGAUUCCGUGCGAGAUCAUUUGAACGCCACAACAACUACUUUAUGUACCACCACAACUGAAGAAACUGUCGGUCGACUAUCUGUAUUAAGCACACAAACUAAUCAAACUUUGACCAGUGCAAACAUGAAGGAUGUCAGCGAUUUCAACAUACCAAAUCUUAUGGAUUUGGCACCUUUAAGCAAUACAACUGAAACUAAUAGCAGCUCUGUGGUUAUCAAAUCAAUUAUCACUAGUAUUUCCCAUGAAAAGACCAAUGGCGAAACGGAGACAGUUACAACAAAGACAACCCAACGCGAAGAAAGUCAAUUUUAAGACCAAUUUUUUAAACUGACUCCGACAAAAAAUAUAUAUAAUUCGAAAUUCAGCAUGGCGAUAUAGCGAUUUGAAAUAAUUAAAACUAUAUAUUUAAGUUUUGUAUCGUCUUACAUUGCAAUAUCUUCUAUUUUAAUUUUAGCAUUCUUGUUUCUUUAAUUAAGGCACUUUCCGAACAACACCAAUCAAUGAAUUAUUCUAACUUUGCAUCUAUCAUUUUAAAUAUAAGUUUUUAUUUAAAGAUUUUUCCAAAAAUCUUACCACACAUUUUCACUAAAACUGCACUGAACCUCAAACGCAUCCAUGUAGCGCAAUAACUUAAUACUUACAUAUAUCUACUUUAAAUAAUGAAUGUUAACAAAAAACACAUAAGUACAACUAAAAGAUUGCCUUACUUACAAACAAUACGAAUAAUUAUUAAACAAGUUUCGGGAUGUAAUAGUUAUUUAUGUCUCUUUGCGAGUAAUGACACGAAUCGAAUUUCAUUUCACGUUAAAAUAUUUUUAAAAACAUUUCAAUUUGCAACACGCUUAUACUACUUCUUACUAACUAUAAAGUAUUAUUAAAUUAAUGUAUCCCGACCAGCUUUGGAGCAUCAGCAGGUAUUCUACUAUUAAACUUAAAUUUCUUCCAUUACCUGUUACAUUUAAAACAAAAGAAACACCAAACCAGAUAAGGAAAAUUAACGAAGUACUACUUUUACUGUUGUUACUAUUAUUACAAAAAAUUAUAAAGUAAAACCUGUUGGCAUUUAACUGACAUGUACACACGCUAUUGAGUAAGCUGUUGAUGUACGCUAUUUAAAUAUACACAAUUCAUUUAUAAAACAUAUACAUAGACACUGUAUUUAAAGAGUUUUUAAACUCGAACUUUUUUAUAUUUUACAUUGUGGAGUAUUUUUGGACUAUUUGUAUAGAAAAUUUACAAAUGUAUAAAAUAUUUGAUGAUAUAAUGAAUACUGUUAUCGAAAAUUGUUAAUUUUCAGAAAUUAUUUUCAAUAAAAGUGUAAAGAUUUGCCGCUAAUAUUUCUUUUGCAAUGCGUUAAAUCUUUAGAAAAAUAAUCACCACAGAAUUUCGAAUAUUGGAAAAAAUAAUGUUUAAAA